UUGUGUGAUCUGUCUGGAUCUACUGAAGGAUCCGGUGACUACUACCUGUGGACACAGCUACUGUAUGAGCUGUAUUAAAGGAUUCUGGGAUGGAGAGGAUCAGAGGAGGAUCUACAGCUGCCCUCAGUGCAGACAGACCUUCACACCGAGGCCUGUCCUGAAGAAAAACACCAUGUUAGCAGCUUUAGUGGAGCAGCUGAAGAAGACUGGACUCCAAGCUGCUCCUGCUGAUCACUGCUAUGCUGUACCUGAAAGGCAGAGAGAGCUCGAGGUGAGUCGACUAAACAUCCAGCAGAGAAUCCAGGACAGAGAGAAAGAAGUGAAGCUGCUUCAACAGGAGGUGGAGGCGGUCAGUCCCUCUGCUAAUAAAGCAGUGGAGGACAGUGAGAAGAUCUUCACUCGGCUGAAACGUCUCCUACAGAAAAGAAGCUCUGAUGUGAAGCAGCAGAUCAGAUCCCAGCAGGAAACUGAAGUGAGUCGAGUCAAAGAGCUUCAGGAGAAGCUGCAGCAGGAGAUCACUGAGCUGAAGAGGAAAGACGCUGAACUGAAGCAGCUCUCACACACAGAGGAUCACAACCAGUUUCUACACAACUACCCCUCAGUGUCACAACUCAGUGAACCUACAGACUCAUCCAGCAUCAAUAUCCGUCCUCUGAGAUACUUUGAGGAUGUGACAGCAGCUGUGUCAGAGCUCAGAGAUAAACUACAGGACAUCCUGAGGGACACAUGGACAAACAUCUCACUGGCAGUCACUGAAGUGGACGUUUUACUGCCAGAACCAGAACCAGAGCCCAAGACCAGAGCUGAGCUCUUAAAAUAUUUACGUGAAAUCACUCUGGAUCCUAACACAGCACACACUAAUCUGUUAUUAUCUGAGGGGAACAGAAAAGUAGAAGUAAUGAGACAACAACAGUCUUAUUCUAGUCACACAGACAGAUUCACUGAUCAGUCUCAGGUCCUGAGUAGAGAGAGUCUGACUGGACGUUGUUACUGGGAGGUGGAGUGGAGAGGAGGAGUUGAUGUUGCAGUCGCAUACAAGAAUAUCAGCAGAGCAGGACGUGAAUCUGUAUUUGGACAAAAUGACAAAUCUUGGUCUUUAUAUUGUGACACUGACUGUUAUCAAUUCAUGUUCAACAACAUUAAAACUCCCGUCUCAGGUCCUCGUUCCUCCAGAGUCGGAGUGUACCUGGAUCACAGAGCAGGUAUUCUGUCCUUCUACAGCGUCUCUAAAACCAUGACUCUCCUCCACAGAGUCCAGACCACAUUCACUCAGCCUCUCUAUGCUGGACUUUGUUUUUAUUUUGUUGGAUCCACAGCUGAGUUGUGUAAAGUGAAAAAGACAGAAGUCAUUCCAGACUUAAUGUGUCAGAUGUUGUAAUUCUUCAUGUUUUUGUCUCC
Molecule: messenger RNA, 1398 nt
Organism: Scomber scombrus (Atlantic mackerel)
Lineage: Eukaryota; Metazoa; Chordata; Actinopteri; Scombriformes; Scombridae
Product: tripartite motif-containing protein 16-like protein
Exons: 2
Coding region: 65-1378 (437 amino acids)
Molecular function (GO): protein binding
Source: RefSeq, a predicted model, not a curated record